Molecule: messenger RNA, 1030 nt
Organism: Polyodon spathula (Mississippi paddlefish)
Lineage: Eukaryota; Metazoa; Chordata; Actinopteri; Acipenseriformes; Polyodontidae
Gene: coq4
Product: coenzyme Q4 homolog (S. cerevisiae)
Exons: 6
Coding region: 127-879 (250 amino acids)
Biological process (GO): ubiquinone biosynthetic process
Cellular component (GO): mitochondrial inner membrane; mitochondrion
Source: RefSeq, a predicted model, not a curated record
GCCUUUCAGAGGACGGACGGGACUUAAAUGAACUACAAGUCCCAUGAUGCAGCGUAAACGUCCAUUUCCGUCUCCCGGUCGAUAAAGCGGCUGUAAGUAAGUCGGCAGAGACGGCGUGUCUUUGAAAUGGAGACGCUGCUAAGAGGCGUGCGGGCUGCGCUGCAUUGCGGCUCGGCGCAGAAGUGCAAGACGCUGCUGUUUGAUAGACGGAGGUUAUUUUCAGCGGAUGUGAUCAGACUCUCUCUGCACUCGGAACACGCUGGUUUUGCGGCUGCGGGUCACGGUGAUGAUGAGCGCUACUGCCGACUCUACCGGACCCACAUCCCCACCACCCCGGUGCAGAAGGCUCUGCUGGCGGUCGGGUCCGGUGUGGCUGCGCUGCUGGACCCCUACCGACACGACAUGGUCGCUGUGCUGGGUGAGACGACAGGCGAGCUGGCUCUGAGACGGCUGCGUGAUCGGAUGAGGGGCGACCCCGAGGGUUACCAGAUCCUGCAGGAGAGGCCCCGCAUCAGAGUGUCCACCCUGGAUCUGGGGCGGCUCGGAGCGAUGCCCGAUGGCAGCUUCGGGAGAGAGUACCUGCGCUUCCUCGAGGAGAACGGCGUGACCCCGGACUCUCGUGCGGAUGUGAAGUUCGUUGAUGACGAGGAGCUGGCCUUUGUUAUCCAGCGGUACCGCGAGGUUCACGACUUCAUGCACACGCUGCUCGGCAUGCCCACCAACAUGCUGGGGGAGGUGGUGGUGAAGUGGUUUGAGGUGGUAACCUGCUCUCUCUCUCCGUCUCUCUCUCUCUCAGGGGAGGUGGUGGUGAAGUGGUUUGAGGUGGUAACCUUCUCUCUCUCUCUCUCUCUCAGGGGAGGUGGUGGUGAAGUGGUUUGAGGCGGUAACCUGCUCUCUCUCUCCGUCUCUCUCUCAGGGGAGGUGGUGGUGAAGUGGUUUGAGGCGGUAACCUGCUCUCUCUCUCCGUCUCUCUCUCUCUCAGGGGAGGUGGUGGUGAAGUGGUUUGAGGCGGUAACCUGCUCUCUCUCUC